AUGGGUAGAUCUAAAACUGCACCAAGACGCCUGGGGCGGAAAAUUGCCAUUGCGGCAAUUGGAAUUCAAUCGGCCACUGCUGGUUUUAUUGAUAUCGACACACCAUUGGAAAAACGAACCACCAAGUCUAUAAUUGAUGGCACUGUCUAUCACCUUGUAAUGUCGGAUGAAUUCAAUACUCCCAAUCGAACAUUUAAAGACGGACACGAUCCAGUUUGGACGGCAUUGGACAAACCAGAUGACGAUUCCUCGUCGGCAGGUGGUGGGUCCCAACAGUUUUACAACUCGUCACAAGUGACGACUGAGGAUGGUAUGCUAAAGAUUAAGACUGACAUCGGGACGACUACCUGGCAAAGAUUCGACCCAGUAGAGAAGACGUGGAAGAAAGAGCACGCCUACUUCCAAUCGGGGAUGGUGCAAUCUUGGGAAAAGUUUUGCUUUACUGGUGGCAUUGUAGAAGUUGAUGUGAUUCUUCCUGGAGAUCCAUUCAUUGGAGGUUUGUGGCCUGCUGUUUGGAUGCUCGGGAAUCUUGGAAGAGCAACGUACGAAGCGUCCACAAACAACAUUUGGCCAUGGAGUUUUGACACGUGUGAUCGAAAGCGACAACCUGCUCAAACACUUUCUGCAUGCAACAGUGCGAAUCACUUUGGGAUGAACCCUUAUCAAGGACGCGGUGCUACAGAGAUCGAUUUGAUUGAAAUUAUGACUGGAGAUUCCAAUGGACCGCUGCCAUCGACUAAGCCGCCAAUUGAAUUACCAUACGCCGAUAUGACAUUGCAGGUUGCUCCAGGUGUAGAAGAAAACAGACCUCCUAAUGGUGCAGCUCCGCUAUAUAAAACUCUACUGGCCCCAAAUGGACACACUCAGUGGGAAGCAAACACGUGGUACGAAGGCAUCGAGUUUGGAGGGAAUACAUCGAUCAAUCCAUUUUUCUAUGGUACCUAUCUCGGAGAGACAAAACCAGGUGAACCUGUUUCAAGAACAAAGAAGCAAGCAUUUCAAGCGGAUGCCGUUGGAGGAGCUCAUCAGCUUGUUCCAGAUCAUUUUAAGCGGGUGCACACAUUCCGCCUGGAAUGGCAACCGGGACCAGGUGGGCGUAUAGAUUGGUUCAGCAAAGGCCACAAAAUUAACGAAACUCUAACAAUGGUCGGGGACGGCAAGGGUAAGGACUGGCUCCACGCAAUGACAAUAUUGGAUAAGGUGCUCAACGAGACGAUGGGUUCUCAGAUUCCAGACGAGCCAUCCUAUCUCAUCAUGAACACUGCCGUAUCAUCAACUUGGGGUUUCCCUUAUGACGUUCCUUCUUCAUGCACAAAGUGCUACGAUUGUAAUGAUCCAAAAUGCUCGUGUGCAUUCUAUGCAGGCUUCUGUAAGAUGCUCCGGAAUGAAAAUGUAUCCAUGAAGAUUGAUGCCGUUCGAGUUUAUCAAAGCCGGGAUGACUCUGCCCAUGUUGGAUCUAGUCACUCACUGGGAUGUGAUCCACCAGAUCAUCCAACAAAGGGAUGGAUCAAGGGCCAUUCUUAUCGAUACAUGCGAAACGAGCCCUUUUCGUAUGCUGAUAAGGGACUGCCAUUAAGGAAAAUCCAGACUGGAGGUGGUACCUGCAUGAUCGACAGUGACUGUGGUGGAAACCUCACCAGUGUCAACUUGACUGCAGUCGACAGCAACGAUGGAUCAAACCAAACAGUAGGUGGCAGAGGCAAAUGUGUGACUGGAAGAGAUUUCAAAGGAAUCUUUUCUGGCUCAGGUAACUCGAAGGUAUGCAAAUGUGAACCUAAAUUUACGGGUCCACAUUGCCUGGCACAGGAACACAUCGACGACACCGAGAGUGCCUAUGAAAAUCAGAAUAAGAAAUCCCUCUUCCACCACAUCCCUGACUUCCGAGUAACCUUUGUUAUGGGAUCUUUUUUUGUCGGUCUACUUACGCUUCUGGUGGUUGUUAACUGUGCUACCGUGCAGUCACGGAAAACUGUUGUGAAAAAGGAGGAUUCAAAUGCAGUACUAUGGACUUGA
Molecule: messenger RNA, 2013 nt
Organism: Cylindrotheca closterium
Lineage: Eukaryota; Bacillariophyta; Bacillariophyceae; Bacillariales; Bacillariaceae
Source: the annotation of a GenBank genome assembly